This is a messenger RNA of Lates calcarifer (barramundi perch), 3995 nucleotides long. Its product is annotated as zinc finger protein 836. Lineage: Eukaryota; Metazoa; Chordata; Actinopteri; Centropomidae. The record is from RefSeq and is a predicted model, not a curated record. Gene Ontology annotation, cellular component: nucleus. The transcript is spliced from 2 exons. Gene Ontology annotation, molecular function: DNA-binding transcription activator activity, RNA polymerase II-specific; RNA polymerase II cis-regulatory region sequence-specific DNA binding. The coding region runs from base 354 to 3407 and encodes 1017 amino acids. Gene Ontology annotation, biological process: regulation of transcription by RNA polymerase II.
CACAGCGCACUGCUCUCCUGGAGCACUCGAGUAAACUGCGCCUGCGCCGUGUAGACCCACGGUGUCGCCCCGCGCCUUCUGCAGCUGCACCUCACAGCUCUCUGCUCGGUUCUUCCUCCUGGCACAGCAUCACAUUUGUUCACCACAGAGCUGAGCUGUGCUGAGCUGAGCUGAGCCGAGCCGAGCCUCUUUUCCCUCGAGAGUUUAUGUCUCUGCAUGGACAGAUGUGUGCCUCGUCAGCUCUUGUCCUCCUGCUCAGCCAUUGUGGCUCCUCUUUGAAGGAUAUCGUUGAGGCUCCUGUGGCUGGGAAUUGCCUCGCUUGACCACAGCACCUGGAUUGCCUUGCUGCCACGAUGCUUGGAUUACAGGGAAACACUUCAUCCUCCAAAGUGUUCCGUUGUGUGGCUUGUUCAGCCACCUUCACUGGACUGGCCUCCUUGCUGGUACAUCAGGCAACACAUGCAAGUGCACUCUCCAAGGUCGCUUCCCCGCCCCCACAGCCAAACAUCAGUCCACAUGAAACACUGUUUGCAAAUGUGGACUCAUCCAGUGAGCACCCCAGUCCAACAACACUCUUGCCUGAGAGCCCUUCACCCUCUUUUUAUAUUUGUGAUUGUGGAGAGGAAUUUCAGGACUUCAGUCUCAUGCUGGAGCACAAGCGUUCACAUGUCUCUCAAAUUCAGCUGCUGCAGCCUCUGGAUAACAAUAUUGUUCUCUCAAGUAGAACAGGGUGUGAUCAAGUUUUCCCCAGCCAGCACGAAUCAUUCAGUCCAACCAUAACCCAGCCAGGUUUGGUCCUUAGUUGCCCCUCUACCUCAAGGUCCCCAGCUGUCGAACUGCCCACAUUAACAGACCAUAAAGCAGAUGUAAGCCUGCAGGAUGACAUUGCCAUAGUAACCACUUCUCAAAGCCAGUGCACACCACUCCAAGAUGACAGGGAGAAAAAACACGAUAACAUAUCAGCCACAGCAGGGCAAAUACCAGAGACUGUAAAAGACAUGCAUUUCCAGGACAAAAACAAUUCUGUGCUAAGCAGUAAACAGGGUGAAAGUUUGCCUAAAAAUAAUGCACUAAUGAAGAUGCUGGCAACGGCAUACAUGAAGCAGUUUCCACCUCUUCAGUCUCAAAAUCAAAAUGACCACACUGUCAUCCCCAAACAAGAAAUUGUCCCUAUUGAUAUAACACCAGGAGCAAAAACUGAGGUAUCAACCCCAACGAUCAACGAUCUCUCUAUUGCACAGUUGAGGCGACUGCUUGCAAAACCCGGUAUAAAGACAAAAGCUCCAUCCAUUAGCAGAAUACUUGAGUCCAGUAAGAAGAGGGUUGUCUCUCUUACUAAGACUUUCUCACCUGUUGUGGUUCUUGAAACCCGUCAAAAGCUUAUGGAUCCUAUGAGUAAUGGCACAUAUGGGAGGUAUCAAUGUGGCCGCUGUCGCAGGGUCUUUCAAAACUUAGACAGACUGACAGAGCAUCAUUUCUUGCACAAAAAAGAGAGGAUUAAAUGUUGUCGCAGAUGCAAACAGCUGAUCAUUGGGCGACUACCUUUACCUGACAAUCAUGUUUGCCCUCAGUUAGGAAACAGGACAAUACAGCCCUCAAGUUCUUUAAAAAACAAGUUACCGUUUGUGCAAAAAAUAGUGCCAUUCCAUAGGCUCAGCAACACAAAAAAAGUUUUCUUUUGCCCUUUGUGCAAGCACAGCUACGCACGGAGAUGGAACCUCAAAAUGCACAAGUGUCAAGGCACAGGUUCAGCCCUCCCUCUGCAAGCCAGUAGUCCCAUUCAGAGUAUGCCAGUACUGAGAUCAAACAGUGCAGGCAAAACAGAUACAGAAGUUAGUGCUGGAUCUAAUUUUGCCAAGAGUAUUGCUGUGGGCACUGAAGUCACUGGAUGUAUCAAGGUGGAAGUGACCUCUCCAAAUUCCGACCAGUCUGCAGGUUCACAGUUGGCAUGGACUCAUCCAGCAAAGAGCUUUUCACCAUUCUACCCCAAACACUCAAUGAUGGAACACCACAAAGAUACCUCUCUGUGUGGGAUUUCUCUCCAGCAAGAAGAGGAAAACAGCUGGGAUGCAGCAUCAGCACCAGCUGAGAAUGAAGACAGUAAUGAAGGGCAGUGGACGGUGCCCUUGGAUGAUGAAAUGGAGGUGCUUAGUUCUGGAGGGAAAGCUGGGGAAGACAGAGAGGUGAACACGUCGGUAUCAGUUGAACAUGUGGACACAACGCCUGUUAGCCUGCGCUAUUUUGUCAGAGAUGGUGUAAAACGUUACCCUUGUAACAGGUGUCAGAAAACCUACAGCCGGGCAUCUACAUUGAGGCGCCAUCUGCGGCUGUGUGGGUUCAGGCCCCGUGGACUUGGGACUGUAGCACAGAGUGGUAGUCAGGGUGCCAUUCCACUAAAUGCAAACAAUAUGAAGCCAAUGUUUGCUUGUUUUGUUUGUGGGAAGACCUUUAACCGCAAAGAUAACAUGAUGGUUCACAGUAAGAAAUGUCAGUUGCAUCGAGCGUUGAUAGACGUGGAUAGAGGGACUAUGCAGCAGAGUUUGUCAGGCAAUGCAACAGAUGGUCAAACCCAGGAGGAUGACGGAAGCAAUUGGGGUAUCAUGUCGCUGCCCUCUGUGCUUCCAAGGAGGGUGACGUGUGAGUGUGGGGUUGGAUUUACAUCUCCGAGGCUUCUCCUGGAGCAUCUGCAAAAACACGCCCAGGAAUCCUACACAUGUCCAACUUGUGGAGAGACCGUUAGCUCCUGGGCAGACUAUGAAGUUCACCUGCAGAUUCAUAUGCAUCCUCAUCACCAGCUGCUGAAGGGACUACAACCACAACGAUCACAGCCUCUAUUACUUCGAUUUCAGCAGCAGCCUCCUCAGCAGCAGCAACAGCCGCAGCCGCAGCCGCAGCCACAGCUGCCUCCUCAGUCAGUGCAUCAGCCUGCACAGAAGCAACCACACACACAGCAGCUUCCGAAUCCCAUAAAAAAGCAGCAGCGGAUUGUAUGCACGCGAUGUGGCAACACUUUUGCCACUCGCUGUUCCCUUCGAAGGCACAUAUCUUGGAAUCGAUGUAAAGGUGGGCGGGUCACAAAUCUACCCACAAAUCCACCAAAAACCUAUCACUGUUCUCACUGCAACUCUGAUUUCCCAAACACAAUCAGUCUUCUAUUUCACCAGAGGAGCGGAGCUUGCAAACCUGCCAUCAAACCUGUGCGUUGCCCUGUUUGUCUCCGCUGGUUUGGCACUGUGGACGGUUUACAGAAACACCUGCUCACUCACAAACAGUCUGAAUCAUAUCGCUGCGAUGUCUGUCAGGGUACUUACCCUAACCUUAAAUCACUCAAAAACCACCGCAGGAGGAUUCAUCGCAUCAUGGCUGGAGACGCAAAGCCACAAACACAAGAACAGCUGACUUCUUAAUGACACUGAAAAAUGUAUAACAUGGGAGUGGUGCAUUCUUAACAGAGAGCAUCUUGUUAUAGUUUGUUUUUUCCAUGUUUGACAGUUGUACUUUCUUAUGUUGUACGUACUUACUUUCCAGGAGACAUUGUACAGCUGUAUAAGGUGAUGUUUUUUUAAGCAACUCUUAGGGGUGUGUCAUAGUAGCUUGCCACUGUAAAAACAAAAGCUUUGAUAUAUUGUACAUUUUAGUUCUAUCAAGUUAACCCUCAUAUUACAUAGUGUCAUUAGCCUGUAAAUGUUUGACUAUUUGGUAAUUACACUUUUAUCACAGAGGUUGUGAUGUAGCUUGUUGGUGUUCCUGGUGUCAAUAAACAUACCAGUGCGUGAAACAUGUAUAUCAUUUUGUGUGAUAUUAGAUCUUAUAUCUUCCAUAAAGGCUUUAAGGGAAAAAGUGCAGCAUUAACACAAGAAGUUUUUUUAUAUAUACAUUGUGUACAAAGUGUGUUUUAACACGAAAACUAUCAUAUCUGUAGUAUCACAGUGACCCCAGGGUUUGUUUUUCAAACUUACUAACUGCAAUCAAUAAAGCCUGUAAUUUUUGUUUUA